Messenger RNA from Monopterus albus (swamp eel), 3913 nucleotides. RefSeq names its product putative methyltransferase NSUN7. Lineage: Eukaryota; Metazoa; Chordata; Actinopteri; Synbranchiformes; Synbranchidae. The transcript has 13 exons. The coding region runs from base 596 to 2920 and encodes 774 amino acids. The record is from RefSeq and is a predicted model, not a curated record. Gene Ontology annotation, molecular function: methyltransferase activity.
UUCCUUGUGAAGCAGCAUCUUCGCGCCAUCCUCACCUGAUUUGGCUCUAUGUAUUACUGCCCACCAGUGUUGUCGUUAGCUUUCGUUUGACACAUUGCUCUGUAAAACUUUAAUAAACCCACAAUGUCCCAGACAGACAGAGAGCAUCCAGGGUAUGAUUAAUUCCUGAUCCGUGAAGAACAAGGACCUUUAAAAUGAUCUUGCGGUUGCCAUGGUAAUGGAAGCACGCUAAUCCAAAGUGCUACACAAUGUCGACAGACAUUUUAAAAGUUUGUUUUUAAGUGGAGACUCAAUUCUGGAUAUCUAAAGACUCAAAAGCUGUUCAUACAUUAUCGACAAGAAGACUCAAGGGCAGGACCAACGCGCUUACAUCUGUGAAGACGCUCGUCGCCUCAUAACGGAUCCAGAUUUAUUGUGUGGAAUUUACUCGCGGUUGAAACGUAGCAUCGAGUCAAGGUUUAACAAGAGGACAAAGAGUAGUAACGUUGAGUUCUCCACCGUUAAACUCAUAUAGAACCUGCACCGGUAAAUAUGAGGAGUCCCGGAUACGAAUACAGUAUUUUUGGGAGAGAAAAGAGGACACCGUCGUCAUAAGAUGUCACACAACAAGCCCAUCUCUGAAAAGAUGGUGAAAAAUAAAAAGAUUAGAGGACAUCGCUCUUCCAAAAGCAAGACCAAAGAUGCAGGCCCUCAGAUUGUAAGCAGCAAAGACCGGACUCCUCUGGAUGACCCAGCUGACCGUGCUGCUCCUCCAGAGUCCCAGGCCACCGACCAAGGUCAGCUGGGCUAUCCAGACAGAGUCUACCUGCUGGCAUCAGUCAUCUUCCAGAAUAACCACAUGGAGAAGCCUGUUGCCCACCAGUUGGUGAAUUACAGCAAAGAGAGAGGGAUCCCAUUACCUGAAGUCAGUCAUGAGGAGAUGCAGCAUGCAGCUUAUGAGCUGGCCUUCAAUACGCUUAAAUACCAAGAACUGCUGGAGGACAUUCUGACUGACAGCAGCUUUUACUCCACUCAGCCAAUGCGAGACGAUCAGAUGAGCCUCGCUGCCAUCAUUCUGUAUGACUUCCAGGACAGAAAGUUCCUCCCACGGGAGCGCCCAGUGGAAGAGGAGAUCAUACAGGAAGUUAGAGAUGUGGAGAGCUACCUCCUCAGAUUUAAAACCAAGCUGGCAGCUUCUCUAGCUCGCUGCAGGAUCAAACAUGAUGUCUCGUCCAUUGAGUGUAUCCUGCCGGAGAGUGUCAAAACGAAGCAGGAGAGAUCGAGCAGCCUUCCACUUUACACAUGGGUUAACACGCUGAAGAGCAGUCGUAAUGAGGUCCAAAGUGUGCUCAAGAAUGCUGGCUUCUCGCAGGUGAAAUCAGUUGGGCAGCUACAGGGCCAGACCUUUUGCCAGGAUCCCCAUUGUGGAGAUGUGCUGGUGUUCCCUGCUCAGCUCAAAGCUCAGCUGUACGCCACCAAGCUGCUUAGCAACCACAAGCUCAUCAUCCAGGACAAGUCAUGUAGCCUGGGCCCAAAUGCAGUGUGGUCCAUGUUACCAGAAGAAGGAGAUGUUCUAAUGGUGGGCUGUUUCUCUGGCCGCACUGUCUCCCACAGUGCUUCUCUAAUUGCUGAGAAGCAUAAAGCCAACAGCAACAACCAGCCCAUAGUCUACGUCUGUGUCAGCAAUCAUACAGACACUCAGAGGGAAGAGCUACAGCAGGCUGUGUCCACCAUGGGCUGUAAAAAUGUGAAGCUGAUAUCUGAAGUCUUCCAGUCUCUGAAUGGCAGUGACAAGCGACUUCAGAAGGUGCGCGUUAUCCUGUUGACUCCGAGGUGUUCUGUGUCUGCGGUCAGCAACCCGGUCGAAUACAUACUGCAAGAGGAUGGAGACACAGAUCUGCUACAGGACUUAUCCCAGGGCUCAAUAGCCCAGAGCAAACUGAAAGCUCUGGUGGCCCAGCAGAGGAAGGAUAUUGAUCAUGCUUUGACAUUCCCUAAGGUGUUGGCGGUGGUAUACUCCACCUGUUCGUCAUACCCAGAGGAGAAUGAGGAGGUGGUGAGCAGAGCCCUUGAGCAAGCGAAGACCCGGUCUGAGCAGGAGUGUGACCCAAAACAAGUGCAAUUCAGGCCAAGUCCGUCUCUGUUCAGAUCUCCUGAGCAUAUGGAGGACCCAGAGGAAAAAGACCAUUUCUUCAUGCUGGAGCCCUCAGAACACAACAAUGGCUGUUUCCUGGCUGUUCUCACCAGAGAACCUGAGCCAGCGGUCAAAGAGCAGCCACAUGAAAUGAUAGCCAGGGCAAAUGCCAAAGGCAUACUUGAUAGGAUCAGCUGCAACCAGCCAACCAGAAAAGAGCACCACGGACAUACCAACAGGAUAACAAAAGUGGCAACCUCUCAGCUGCGCCUCUCUGACAGUAUUCAGUCCAAAUGCCCAGAAAUCAAGGGCAAAAACCGUAUAACUCUGUGUGGACAUCAGGAAUUUACUAACAGGCGACAGGCACAACAAGGAAAACCCAAAACACUGUGCUUGCAAGCCUUAAAGAACACUGCGUCCAGCUCCUUCUCUUCCUUAAAACAAGAAAGCACCAGCUCCUCCUCUUCCUCCUCUUCCAAACCAGAAAACAGUCACAAACCCACUAAAAGCAUCACCCCUGUAUUCAGCACAACAGAUUCCACCAUCAGUGCUCUGCACACUGCCCCUCCCCCUGCUAGCUCUGUUGUCCGUCCCCGCAGAGCUCAUCAGGAGGUGCUGAAACCUGUGGUUUUAGUCUUGCCUCCUGUUCACUUCCCCAACUUCUUCCCACCCCAGUACAGUCAAACAAGAUUCAACCCCAGCUUUAACUACAACAGGUGGAGGACCCCAGCUCAAGCUGUGCCCCUGUCACGCUCCAGUGGCAGCAUCUCCAAGGUCGCUAUGGUGAAAUGCCGGCCUCUCUUUUAAGUUCACAAAAAUCAAUACAGAUAUUAAAGUAUUAAUUUUGUGCCAAGUGCUUACUUAAGGUCAGUAGUCUCUAAAUCUAACACCACAAUGUAUACAGUUUUAUUGAACUGCCAAUUUACAUAAAGCAUGUGAAUGGAAGUCACCUUAAAUGCUUAUAGGACAAUUUUUACUUGUUGUUUUUACAGCUUUGUUAUUUCAGUGUCUUUGCAUGCCAUAAAGAAUAACCUUGCCACAGUCAUAAUCUAAUAAAACUGCAGAUAGUUACAGGGCUGAGCCAGUGUCAUUUCAAUGUCACUACAUGAUGAAUAGCUAUUACCUAGGGCUCCGGUGACCUGAAAAAUUAAAGGGCAUAUUCAAGAAGCGGUUUCUUUUUUCUUUUGGUAAUGCAUUUAUUGUCACAACAGAUUACAUUUACAUGUUAUAGAGAUGAGUGAAGAACAAAACUGAAAUGAUUACAGCAUCUUGUUUGUUUUGUGUGUGUGUUUUUCACUUAGAUCGAACUACAUUCCCAGAGUUCAUGUCGAGUGCAAGUGGUGGCCCCAAGCCAUGGGAGCACUGUAAAGGUUUUGAUAGCGGUGACACUAGACUUUUUUUUCACACUGGAUGUGUUUAUUUGUGUGUGUACUUGUGUUUGUGCGUGGGAGUAGACUGGCUGGAUUUACUGAGGGUGAGGAAAAUACAGCUAACCCUUACGGUAUGAGAUAGAUACGAUCUUUUCCAUGUUGUCCAAACAGGGGCAAACACUAUUGUGUACCAUUGUUCACAUAGCCACGAGCACUUCACGUCUGACAUCUCAUAUCCAAAGCCUGGAUUUGGGAUUUCUUGCUACCAUAUAAAUCUCGGAUAUAUCUGUUAAGAUUCCUGAGGAAAUAUACAGACAUUCUUGAGCUUUUCAACUCAUUUUUUCUGUAAAGUAUGAAAAAAUUACAAUUUUGAAUCUAAAGGUUCAAAAUACAUUAAAAAUUGAGUCACUCAUCAAGGAAUAUAAAUAAA